AUGCAAAAAAGGGUUGUAACUGCCCGCAACAAGACCAUCGAGCAAGAAGAUGCGAAGCUCGGGUCAUCAACGAGUGGUGUCCACGCAGUACCAGGCCCAUUUAAUGCCAGCAAGGGCUGGUUUGACAAAUUUCGGGAACGCUUUGGACUUAAAAGUGUUUCUCUGCACGGAGAAGCCGCCUCUGAGGACACCGCUGGAGCAAAAGAAUACGUGAACAACAAAUUUAAAGCAAUCAUCGAGGAGGGGGGAUAUAAGCCUGAACAAGUUUUUAGUAUGGAUGAAAAAGGUAUAUUUUGGAAAAGAAUGCCCUCUCGCACCUUUAUAAUAAAGGAUGAAGCCAAAGCCCCAGGAUUUAAGGCCCAAAAAGAUUGUGUGACUCUAGCUAUGUGUGGAAAUGCUGCGGGCUUUAUGAUAAAACCAGGGGUUAUCUAUAGGUAA
Messenger RNA from Penaeus indicus, 438 nucleotides. RefSeq names its product tigger transposable element-derived protein 1-like. Gene Ontology annotation, molecular function: DNA binding. Gene Ontology annotation, cellular component: nucleus. The coding region runs from base 1 to 438 and encodes 145 amino acids. Lineage: Eukaryota; Metazoa; Arthropoda; Malacostraca; Decapoda; Penaeidae. The record is from RefSeq and is a predicted model, not a curated record. The transcript is spliced from 2 exons.